This is a messenger RNA of Daphnia pulex (common water flea), 1578 nucleotides long. RefSeq names its product zinc finger protein 391-like. Gene Ontology annotation, biological process: regulation of transcription by RNA polymerase II. The record is from RefSeq and is a predicted model, not a curated record. Gene Ontology annotation, molecular function: RNA polymerase II transcription regulatory region sequence-specific DNA binding; DNA-binding transcription factor activity, RNA polymerase II-specific. The coding region runs from base 1 to 1488 and encodes 495 amino acids. Gene Ontology annotation, cellular component: nucleus. Lineage: Eukaryota; Metazoa; Arthropoda; Branchiopoda; Diplostraca; Daphniidae. The transcript is spliced from 7 exons.
AUGGAGAAGCAGGAACCCAAUUAUGCCUUACGACCAAGAAGGUCGACAACUAAAGGGAAAUAUCGUGAAAUGCUCGGCAUCAACCAUUAUCAAGAAAACGGCACUGAUAGCUGCGUGGAAACAAUGGAUAACGAAUUGCCGACUGAUGGUGCGAACAAGGGAUGCAAAAUAUUCCUUCUACCACUAGUGGUUUCAGGUGAAAGUGAUAUUCUCGCAGACAACACGAUUGAGAUUGAAAUAUCUGAAGAUGUUUGUGUGUCAGACCUACCUGAGGCAGUUUAUGUGAAUGAUGACGAACUUAAAGAAACACAGUUAGAAAUAAGAACACCGGAAAACCCACUAAGGCACAUUGAAGAAAUCCUGAAGAAGAAUGACCAACUAAUUGAAAGUAUUCCUGAACCACCUAGUUUUAAAAAGCGUGGGAAAAGCCUCAAAGACGAAAAAAAUACUGAGACUUGUGAAUCUUCCAGGAGCAGUACUACCACAAAGAAAAGGGUGGAUGUCUUCUUGGAAUCGGAGACAAAUGUAAAUGAUGUACACAAUAAUGAAGUCAAAACUGAUCCCUUAAUUUACCAAGACCACCCAAAGAGUCAUUUAAAGAGUGGAAAUUCAAAGAAACAAGUAUCAGAGAAAAGUGAUUCAGGUGAGGAUGCUGAAGAGGGGAAAGAAACUUCGGGUGAGCCAUUUGUUUGCGAUAUUUGUGGUAAGACUUUGAAGCAUCAAAAGUCGCUUUACUCCCACCGGCGGACACACACAGACGCCAAAGCAGUGUGCCACAUUUGCGGAGCGACUCUCAAAAGCUCUCGCUACCUUCACCAUCACCUACUGCUCCAUAAAGAUGUAGAAAAACCCCAUAAAUGUGACAAAUGUGGCAAAAGUUUUUUUUCAAGCAGUGCCCUCAAAGUUCACCACUAUUACAAUCAUGAAGAACAUCCUGGCCGCUUCCAGUGCACCGUAUGUGGAAAAAAUUUUAAAGCUAAGCAAGGAUUACAGUUUCAUAUGGAUUCUCAUUCCAACGAGUUGCGGUAUGAGUGCUCAUACUGUCACAAGCGCUUCAGAGGAUUCAAGACCUGUCGAGUCCACGAACUGCGUCAUCGAGAAGCCAACGAACCCAACAAAUUUAAUUGUAAAAUUUGCGGAAAACUGUUCAAAACUCGGCAAACAUUAAAAAACCACGAAGACGUCCAUGCAUCCUUCAACAGAUACCAGUGUUCUCUCUGCGAGAAACGUUUCAAAUUACGCAAAUCCUGCUUGGCCCAUAUCCGGGUUCACCAUACAGACCAUGAUCGCACGGAAACUCAGCAAUCCAUUGUCGCCGACGAGGGAGAGAUGGCCAUUGAGUCCUUGCUAGCCGAUGGAGAGGAAUACGUAGUAACGCUUGAAGAAAGUACCGAAGGAGAAGUGCUCUUGGAAGACGGUCAAGAAGAGACUUUGGAAAUUAUUGUUCCAGAAGCUGAUGUAGAAUGUGAAGUUGCAAAUGUUUCAUAAACAGUCUAAAAGGUCAAACUUAAAUCUGGCACUUCCCCAAAGGUAAAAUAAACCAAUUUAAGAUGCGUUUCCAAAUAAAUGUAUUUUUUU